Messenger RNA from Phytophthora sojae, 1956 nucleotides. RefSeq lists its product as hypothetical. The record is from RefSeq and is a predicted model, not a curated record. The coding region runs from base 1 to 1956 and encodes 651 amino acids. The transcript is spliced from 4 exons. Lineage: Eukaryota; Oomycota; Peronosporomycetes; Peronosporales; Peronosporaceae.
AUGUGCGAGGCUGGAGAGCCUCUGUGUCGAGAGUACAACAUCGCGCUCAGCUGGAAGGACCUGAAGGUGGCGGUUCUCAGCGAGCGAGCUGCCAUUUCUGCUCUUCAAAAUGUUGCCCAGUACAUCCGCGAGUGGAAUCGUAAGACUCCUGGACCUCCACUGUUCCAUUUGACUGAUCAAGCUGCGACGUUCGAGUUCGCUCGAGAGUACGGAUUAAACAGCGCUAGUAUGAACGCUUUGUACGACCGCGACGUUGAGUGCUGGGAAAGCCACAUGCAGAGCAAGUGGCGCAAAAUCGAGCACAAGAAGCAAGGAGCAGUUCGUCUUCGGGCCGAAAUUCGCGGUGAACAGCAAAAUUUGCGCUCAAAGCAGAGCGAGCUGGAAGACGAAGAAGAGCGCUUGCGCAUACAACACCCGAACGCUUACAACUACGGGACCCGUCUUCGAAGGCAGUUGAAGAAACAGAUCCGUCAGAUUUCGGCCGAAAUUGAGCGGACGAAGGCAGCGCUGAGCUCGACGCUGGUUGUUCUGUCGUACCCGGUCAGACCCCUCCCUCCGUCAAAGGCCGACGCUCUUCAGAUUCUCGGCAAUUUGUGUCUGACAGCGCAGCGAGCCCUUGCUCCAGCUCAAAUGUCGGCUCGGUCUCGAGAGAGCUCUUCAACAUGGGCGGCGUUCUACUCCGAACGCGCGCCGUCCAAGGCAUUUGCUGCAUCAGCGGCGGUAUUCACGAAGCCCGAAGAGUUGGAGAAGACCUCAUUCAUCGCCCUCGGAUCUCUGCGCGCGUCCCCGAACCAGCAGUUCCGUAAGCUGCAAUGCGCGCUACUUGACGACACUCUCUCGUGGUCGAAUCCCUUAGUGGAGACCAUCGUGCGACAGUCCCUUUACCAGGUCGAGGAUCUUACGGACGAGCUUGAGCCUCAAUUACCGUGGAAGACGGACAUGCUCCAGACCAAGACCAAGAAUGGACUGGAGACUUUCUGCAUGACACUCCAAGGCAUCGCGGACAAACUGGAGCAGACGCCGCGCAGUUUUGAGUGCGUCCCGCUUCUGAUUCACGGACGACGCGAGUUGAUCGUCUUGUUCCGCAAUUCGUUGUGUUGCGCCGGCGUGAACUUGCCGUCGACUGAGAAGAUGCGUCUGGUGGAGAGCAGCAUUGAGGAGAUGAUGGCUCGUCGAAUAACGGACGUGGUCGCGUACGUGAGGCAGCGUGGUGUUGACAAGGUCCUUACGGGUCUGGCGCGCUUGGUCAGCGAGACGUCUCCUUCACACUUGAGGUGGAGCGAGUUUGGCUAUGUAUCUGGGGACAGUGCGCUGUUUGGAAGCUGCUACGAAGCUGUGGAUCCAGAGACGAACACACACUACGCCAUCAACUUGUCCACAGGAAGUGUCCUCACGGAUGGCUACACCCCGGGAGGGCUUCCUACAGCUAUCCGAGAUCACGAGAGGUUCCAAACCCUGUUCAACUGCUGCAAUUUUGAUGUUUUCUACUGGAACGGCGUGAUGCGAACGGAGCGCAAAUGCUACGACCGCUUGUACGACUUCGCGCUACACGAAGACGGAGAUUUGUUCGUCCAGGAGCUCACCACGAACGCGUCAGGGGCAAUCACCAGCUCACUCCAAUUGUGUUCUGAACGUUGGAUAGAGAAGUUUGGCAGGAGCUUCCCGUCACGACUGCGUGAGUUGUAUUCGCACUGGCACUGGGCGGAGCAGAAGUGCGUCCUUCUUCGGCCGAAGGCUGCGAAGGACAGGGGCGUCUUCUUCGUGGCGAAAUAUGGCGAUGCUGGUGGUCGGUUAAACUGCUACAAGGUGCCGUUCAGUGAGAGGAAGUCUCCAUACCAAGAGAUUGUAAACAAUCUUUCAGCCUACGACUGCUUCAUCCAGAGAGAUGAACCGCUCUUAUCGGUCUUGUACGUGCUCAAGAAGUUCGAGUAUGAGCAGUUCCUGCACCCUCUUUAA